AUGAGCGCUGACUCGUCAUCCAUCUGCCUUGAAUUGCAGAUCAUGGAACUUGAGCUCUGGAAGAGAGACGGCGGCCGCUUCGUUUGCCUCGAACAGCAUGCGAGCGAGGCAAGAAGCUGCGGCAAGCCUUUCGUGUCAAAGCAAGCUUUGGAAGGCCACCGGAAGCGGACGGGGUGUGAACCCUGGAAACUCCCAAGCAACCGCGCGCCCUCCAAGUAUCACGACCUGGGGCCAGAAGCUGCUCGCCAACUGAAGCGCCAAAGCAACAGGGCAGCCGUGUCCAAAUACAGAACGACGCUCGACGGGGAGCGGGCCGUCUAUCGCGCGCGGCACAUAGCCAACUACCGCCUAAUGGCGCGUGAUGCCGUGCCCGCUCCCCAGAUGCCCAAAGCACCGGCUUACGUGCUGCCGCCUAUCUCGUGGCUGAUCGCCGAUGCUGAGAUCUAUGUGCAGGAUCUGAAGGAGAAAUUCGAUCAGGGCGAGAUCGUGCUGAACCACGCGACGUGGUCCCUGCGAUUCCACCCAGAUAAGAUGGUCUGGACCAGGAGCAAGCAAAGGCGUGCUACGCUACGGAGCUGUUUGCCCCACUCAACGAGGAGCGUUUCAAACCGGGUCUGA
Messenger RNA from Klebsormidium nitens, 618 nucleotides. Lineage: Eukaryota; Viridiplantae; Streptophyta; Klebsormidiophyceae; Klebsormidiales; Klebsormidiaceae. The record is from the annotation of a GenBank genome assembly.